AUGUAUGCACCCUCAUAUGGAUAUGGCCCUGGGAAUCCAGCGCCCUUCAAUCCCAAUGGCGCUGCUCCCCAUCUUAACCCCCACCAUCACCAGCAGCAGCCCGGCCCCGGACAACAGCCUCAGCACAUGAUGUACAACCCACAGCAGCACCAGCAGCAACAGCAACAUCAGCAGCAACACCACCAUCAGCAGUAUGCCGUGGGAGGAGGGCCGUCUCAGCAGUCAUCGCCCUAUGGCGCCGCGCCUGGUCCCGGCAUGGGUGGAGAUGCAGGUGGUAUGGGGAUGAUGCCUAACAGCAGUAUGACGCAUAUGGGUGGUGGUGCGGCUCGUAAACUAUGUAGCAAACAAUUGCUGACCUGCCCUUUAUCAACAGUCCCUGCAUAUCAAACCCCAUAUUCUACCUCGCCCUACGGAGCAAGCAUACCUACAUCGUCAGCCUCCAAUCUUCCCCCGAAUUUCAUGCCGACCUCGUCCGGCGCUCCAUCGUUCCCAAUGAACGCUCCGAAUAUGAAUCAGCACCAGGUCCAGCGCAUGCAACCACCUCCGAAUUCCUCGACCCCCACAAGAGCUUCCCCUUUCGGCGGCGUCCCACUCGGCACUUCUCCAAAUAUACCGACACAGUCACAAUUCUCUCCACCGCAAAGUCACAACCAAACACAUCUACAAACGCCAAACAACAACCAGCAGUCCCAGGCAGGGACGAUAAUUACCCCGCAGACCCCAAACUUUCCUCCGGGGUCCCAAGGUGGGAAUGCGGGCGGCAGUAUAGCAUCCCCGCUGAGUCCGGGGUCGGAGUUUAGGGAGAAGGAGAGGGUUACAUUGUUGUUAGACAUCAACCAGGUAUUACUGAUGGAGGCGGUAAGCCUACAAGCCAGCCAGGCAGAGGCAAAGAAAGAAGAAACGAAAGAGAAUACCGGUUCACCUAACAGCGAGAAGGAAAAGGCGGAUAAAGAAAAGGCAGAUAGGUGGAAGGCGGCGAGUAGUAGGGAAUAUGUUGAAUGCAUGCGCCGUCUGCAAUCAAAUCUAGCCUAUCUCGCUGCCAUCGCCGACCGCUCCCAUAAGCCAUCCUCACAAAUCCCUCCCCACCCCGCUAUAAUGACCGCCCCAUCCAUAACGUCCAAACCAGCCCUCAAAUUCCCCUUUCCCGACGAGACCGAGACUAAAGAAGAAGAUUCCGAUGUGAAAAAGAAGGAGAACAUGGAAGAACCAGAUGAAGAUAGGGCGGAAGUGCUGAAAGAUCAGUACAAGAAACUGCAAGAUUUAUUUCCAGGCGUGGAUUUCAAGAAAGAUGCGCAAAUGGCUGCAGCACGGCAACAGGCGGGCCAGAAACAAGCGGAUCAGCAGAAAAUGCAGAAUGAGAUGCUGAGGCAGAAGAUGAUGCAAGCGCAGCAACACCAACAGCAAAUUCAGAAUCGGUGA
Lachnellula hyalina is the source of this 1419-nucleotide messenger RNA. RefSeq lists its product as uncharacterized. The coding region runs from base 1 to 1419 and encodes 472 amino acids. The record is from RefSeq and is a predicted model, not a curated record. The transcript is spliced from 3 exons. Lineage: Eukaryota; Fungi; Ascomycota; Leotiomycetes; Helotiales; Lachnaceae.